This is a messenger RNA of Peronospora belbahrii, 1098 nucleotides long. The record is from the annotation of a GenBank genome assembly. Lineage: Eukaryota; Oomycota; Peronosporomycetes; Peronosporales; Peronosporaceae.
AUGUCCUUUGGAAUGACUGAGCGGCAUCAUGUGCGUGCCAGUGACUCCAAGAUCGACGCCAAGGCUGAGGAGAAAAAGACCGUGCAGCAUGGCACUGAGGAGUCUACGCCAAGCAACGAUGACUACAACCUUUCAUCUUCGCCUAUCAUUGAGCUGGACCGCAAGGACCUGUUGAUCGUCAAGGAUGGCACCGUACGCGUUGCCGAGUCUCUGGAGCGCGAGCAGCUGGAUGCUAACGGAGAAGUUGUCAAGGCAUCGGGUACUUGGACUAAGGCUGAACAUGAUCGCUUCAUGCGCGCAAUGGAGACUUUCCCUAAGGGUCCAUGGAAGGCCGUCGCCGAGAUGGUGGCUACUCGGACAGUGCGUCAAACUCAGACACACGCGCAAAAGUACCGGGAGAAGCUAGCUCGCCGCAUGCGCGGUCUCCGUAAUCGAAACGGUACUCUACAGACCGCACCUAUGGCAGGAAUGACAGGCUACUCCCGGCGCGUUAUUUCUCCCUACGCAAAUAUGCAUGGACCUGUUUAUCUAGAUGCAUCUCACGGUGCUAAGACAGGCUAUACUUCUUCAUCGAUGUCACUUGCACGAACUACUUCACUUCCAGCCAUGCCUCUGCACAGUCUACCCGUUCAUCACAACCACACGCCGUACGUUGUUUCCACGGCGGUACCAGUAUCAAUUGAUCUCAUGGAUUUUGAAUUCAGUCAGCCAAGUACGUCAACAAGUAUGAGUGCUCUCAAUGAAGCCGCUUCCUAUCUGUCAUCUUGGAACGUGACUGACGUGACUGACGUGGCCGAAACGAAGCAGAUCGUUCCAGACUUUGACGAGUCCAUGGAUUUCCUCAUGAAUGUGUAUUCGACUAACCCGAGUCAGAUCAAUAUGGUGGUACCAUUGCAAUCCACUGAAAUGACCGUGACACCAACCGCUUGUAUCCCACGGACUCCACAUACACCAAUGUCAUCCAUAGCGUUAAAACGACAUCCAGGAUACGGAUCGCUUCAACAACAGAAAAACCAUGACAAGGAGCAUUUUACUACCGUAGACAACCACAACAACAACCACAACUAUCAAGGUGAAGAAGACGUGAACAGGUUGUAA